CUUCGCUGGUGGCUGGAGCACGGCGUGGCCCGAAUGAAUUGUUUGUCGUGAAAGCCGUUUCGCAACACUCUCAUCUGGACAGCGCAUCUGACUGCCGGUGCAGUGGCGGAGAAAUUGCUCCGCUGAGGACUCUCCUGGGCGCAGUGUUGUUAUCACCUGCGGGAUUUUGCCAUGUAUGCGCCUCUCUCUCCUGACGGCUCGGGUGCUAUGCUGUGGCUGAAUAGAUUGGGUGCUAUUAAUUACUAGGCCCACCUUCGGACAACUGGUCCUACUGUUUUGGCUCUUUGCAGUGACUCACUACUGGAAUAACUUGCCGUUGCGAGCUCCGUGUCUGGUUUAUCUGAUUGUUGGACUACAACUGUUCAGCACAGACAGCAGAGCGGCCUGCAGAGAGGAGCUGAAGAUGAACUCCAGGAGACCUCCUGACGGGGGGUACGGCUGGGUUGUGGUCAUAUCUGCCUUUUUUAUCAUGGGCCUCACUGCUGCCGUUCUCAAGAACUUCGGCCUCUUCUUCCUCGACAUCCAGAGUCACUUUCAAGUCAUGACCAGCACUACCUCAUGGGUCACCUCCACUACGAUCGGCAUGUUUCACCUAGGAGCUCCAUUGGCCAGUGUGCUUACCCUACGUUUUUCUCAGAGGGUGGUCAUCAUACUAGGAGGUCUGCUGUCAGCCUCGGGAAUGUUGUUGGCCUCUCUGGACCUCAGUCUGCCGUGGCUCUACCUCACCAUGGGCGUCAUGCAAGGACUGGGCAUCUGCUUCGCGUGGAUCCCUGCCAACAGCAUGGUGAGCCACUACUUUGUGAAGUGGCGUCCCAUCGCCUACGGCAUCGCAAGUUCAGGAGAGUGCGUCUUUGCCAUCCUGUUCAGCCCCUUCUUCCAGUGGCUGAUCGAGACGUACAGCUGGCAGGGGGCCCUGAUCAUCAUCGGGGGUCUCCAGCUCAACCUGUGUGUCUGUGGCGCCCUCAUGAGACCGCUGGAGCCCCCCCAGAGCCCCAUACAGGAAACCAAAGACAAUCUAGAAGGCGAUGCAGCUGAGCUCCCACCAAAGAGGAAGGUUAUCUUCCAGUUCUCCCUCCUGAGAAAACCUGAACUACUAUUCUACAUCCUGUUUGCCAUUUUUGCGGCAGCAGGGUUUUUUAUCCCACCUCUCUUUCUAGUGCCUUUCGCCAACAGUUUAGGGAUGGAUAAGUACUGGCCAGCAUUGAUCCUCUCCAUCCUGGCAUUAGCAGACCUGGCAGGAAGGCUGCUCUGCGGCUGGUUGGCCAACAUGCGUGUGGUCAGGAACCUGCAGCUGCUCACCAUGGUGGUCACUCUGCUCGGGGUGGUGCUCUUGCUGCUCCCCAUCAACCAAAGCUACUGGGCCAUCAUGGUGUUUGUCUGCCUCUACGGGUUCCUGUUCGGCUGCGUGGUGGCUAUCCACGUCACCUCCAUUGUGGACAUUGUAUCCCUGGAGGGCUUUGACAAUGGACUUGGGCUCUUUAUGCUGUUUAGGAGCUUCGGGGGCUUCAUAGGACCACCUGCUGCAGGCUGGCUGGUAGACCAGACGAACGACUACAGCUCUGCCUUCUACCUGUCGGGGGCUUGCCUCAUUUCUUCAGCCGUGUUUGUCGUUCUGGUGGACCGCAUUCUUCAGAAAAAGAAAUGCAUCGAGGCUGAGGAUCAAAGGUCAAACACUAAGGACAACCCGGAUGCAGAAAAGGUCAACUGAGACUCUUUUUUACACACGGUUUGUUACCUUGACCUGAGGAGCAGAGAGACUCGUUCAGUAUCUCAUCACAUACCAAGUGCUGGGUGGUUCCACCUCCUGUGACUUAAAGCACGGGGGGGUCAUUAACCCCAUCAGUCCCUGCAGCAGCUCGCUGUCAAUUAACAAUCUAUGGAACCUGUACUGGUAUAUUCAUCCAUCAUAAACCCUGAUAUAACUUUUAGAAUCAAAUAUAUCCCUUCCUUUCUUUUAACCUCUGCGUGAUAGGAUUGUUUUGAAGUAAAGUACCUUUUUUUAAAAGUUUUAAUUAUUUAAUUUUUUUAUUUGUUCCUAGUGAACAUUUUCCAAUGCCUCUUGCUCGACUCAUUGGCUGAGGUCUGUGAACAGACACUAAAUCAAAUGCUUUCUCCUUUUUAAGCCUCACUACCAUUGGCCAACUGUCGUUGUCAGAUACAUGAUGUUUUCAGGUUUUAUGUCCGUCCCCCCCAUUCUCAGGAAAGCCAUGUGGGAAAUUCUUCAGAUUUGCCUUAAACAACCACUUGUCCUCCGGGGCAAACUGAUAGGUUCAUGGUGGUCAAAGGUCAAGUUUACUGUGACCUCAAAAGCCAUUUUGGUCAUAACACAAACAUUAAGAUGCUUAUUUUGAUGAUCUAAGAUACAUUUUAUAACUUGGUUUUGUGCUUUUCAUGGGAUUUGUGGACAAUAAUAAACAUCACCUCAGUGAUCCUUUGACAUUUUACUGUUGCUACAGUGAGGAGCCGUGGCAGCUCUAGCUGUAAAUAACUCGGUGUGGUAACCUAAGCAGUGCUUGAAUUGGAAUGAAAAAGGUGCCAGUACUCUAAAAUCAGCAACUUUUUCAAGUCAAUUUUAUA
Molecule: messenger RNA, 2577 nt
Organism: Gymnodraco acuticeps
Lineage: Eukaryota; Metazoa; Chordata; Actinopteri; Perciformes; Bathydraconidae
Exons: 5
Coding region: 404-1708 (434 amino acids)
Biological process (GO): monocarboxylic acid transport; transmembrane transport
Molecular function (GO): monocarboxylic acid transmembrane transporter activity
Source: RefSeq, a predicted model, not a curated record